AUGAGUGACGUUGAAAUCAUACGAGUGAUAGCACGAGUGCGUCCGGCUUCGACCACACAAGAACGCAUCGCCACUGUUCUUGAUGAAUGGACCAUAUGCGACUCUGAUCAGCGACUCUUCUUCAGUGGAAGACACUCAAUAGUCGUUCUGGGCCGCCUUAUGCGAAAGCUAUCAGGCGUAAAUCGUCGUGAUGAACACAUAUCGCAUCGGGAUUCCGAACUGACCCAUAUUUUAGAGGACUCAUUAGGAGGUAACAGUAGGACAUCUGUCUUCGCGAAUGUUCACAUUGGCAGAAAGUCACAUGGAAUUAUUAUAACUAUUAUGCGUGGACGUGGCAGUUCGCCGCGACUUGUGGGAAAAUUGAGAACUGUGUAUAUGCUAACGAGGGCUUGGCAGAUGUUGGCGGUAGCAAGACAUAUAAAGUCGAAGCGUGCUUAUAUGUUGAAAAACAUGUCACAAACAUAUGAUAUUAGUGUGACUGGACACUGGACGAUACCGUUUUUCAUAAUGCAACUAGGCUUUCUCUUUCUAAAGAUCGUCUCAGAGAAAGAAGCUACUCUUAAGGACAUUUGCGACAAACAGCAGGGUCGACCAAAGCAGUGGAUCGAGGAGAAGAGUAAGUAUUUGAUUCGGAAAUGCCAUCUAGAGCAGUCGGUUGAGAAUCUGAAUUCCGAGAAACUCGAUCUGGAAGAUAAAUUCCAAGGAAAGCAAAAUGAAAACGAAAGGCUUUCAGCGGAACUCAGAAGCAAAGUGGAAUUGAUUUUGAAGCCAGAAGAUCUUCUGAAUGUAUUUUCGUCUUCGGCGUCAUCCAGAAAGAGGCAGAGUUCAAUUUUUCUAAUCACUUGA
This is a messenger RNA of Angiostrongylus costaricensis, 846 nucleotides long. The record is from the annotation of a GenBank genome assembly. NCBI's taxonomy places the organism in Eukaryota, Metazoa, Nematoda, Chromadorea, Rhabditida, Metastrongylidae.